This is a messenger RNA of Kwoniella shivajii, 2403 nucleotides long. RefSeq lists its product as uncharacterized. The transcript is spliced from 12 exons. Lineage: Eukaryota; Fungi; Basidiomycota; Tremellomycetes; Tremellales; Cryptococcaceae. Gene Ontology annotation, cellular component: nuclear pore; nuclear pore outer ring. Gene Ontology annotation, molecular function: structural constituent of nuclear pore. The record is from RefSeq and is a predicted model, not a curated record. Gene Ontology annotation, biological process: mRNA export from nucleus; protein import into nucleus; post-transcriptional tethering of RNA polymerase II gene DNA at nuclear periphery. Bases 1 to 2403 code for a protein of 800 amino acids.
AUGACCUCCUCUUCAACGCCAUACCAAGCAUUUGCAAGAGUCUUGUCGACAUAUCACGAUCAAUACUCUGAAGCUGGACCAUCUUCCUCUUCGUUAGAUUCGCCAAUACGUUACGAUGCUGUAUUAGAUGAGCAAGGUGGUCUGAUAAGAGCUCUACAGGGUGCCUUGGAAGAGACAAUCAAAUCAAAAACACCGACAAGCAAUUCGUUCGAUAUCGAUGGGGAUGAACAAAUUACGGUGGAGGAGCAUCAAGCCCUAUUGUCAGAACACAGAACAUGGCAAUUAAUCAGAGCGGUAUAUGAAAAUCGGCUGCAUCGUUCGCACCCGGACUUCAUAGCUGGUUCGUCGAAACAGCAGAUAUCGGAAAACCCUUAUGCGAGUCCAGAAGAUAUAACGCAGACUUUGGUCAAUGAGGAUUCUGAAUUAUCAUUAUGGGCUACUUUGGUGGAUCAUCUUCAAUCUCGGCCAUUCCUUUCCUCCCCACCGCCUUUAGAGGCAAGACAUGGAUAUCUACCGUCCACUCUUCGUCGCGCCAAGGCGACUAGGCCAGUUCCUGCUGUUGGAGCAGCUCCACCCACGCCCCCUUCUUUAGAUCCUGAUUUUACAGUUCGUGAUCCUCAUGGCCCAGGUUUAGCAGGAGAAGAUCAGACUUAUCAAACUCCAUUAUUGGAGACACUGUUGGAUCUUGUGAGACAUGGUGAAUUGGACCAAGCUAUAAAAGUCUGUGAACAAGGCGGUGAGCCAUGGAGAGGUGCUUCGUUGAUGGGUGGAAGAAGGUGGACUAUGGGUGGAAUGACAAAAGAAAAUAUAGCUUUCAGUGCAAUGGAAGGUAAUAGACGUAGAGCUCUAUGGAAGAAAUCCUGUAGAGCCAUCGCUAAAAAUCCAACCUUAUCUCCAGCUGAAAGGCAUUUGUAUGCGGCGAUUGUAUCUGAUCUUCCAACACUCUUGCCUUCGUGUGAGAGCUGGGAAGAUCAUCUUUGGGCUCAUAUCCAGCAUCGUAUAGAAAAUAGAUUAGAACAACGUUGGCAUGAAUUAGAAGGAUACUGGGAGGAAGAGAGUUCAUAUCUUGGGAGAGACGAUGAAGAUGUGGAGGUCGCUCAUGGGGGACUAGAAGAAGUCUUCAAGAGUAUGCAGGGAGUGCAGAAACUUGGUGUUUCUACUGCAAUGUCCGAUCCCUAUCAUGUAGCCCAACGAAUGAUCAUUCUUGGUCGUACAGAGGCUCUUUUCGAUCAAUUUGCAGGUCAAAUCCAAAAAUUAGAAGCUAGCGUGUCACCAGAACUUAUCGGUCCCUUAAUUCGAUUCUUUGCGCAUCUAGUUUUGACCCUUCGUACGCUUGGCGUGCCGGUCCCCGACUUAGCAGCAAAUGCUAUUAUCCAGGCUUAUCUUACCAUUUUGGAAAGAGAGGGAAAUGAUGCACUGGUUGCAAUGUACGCUGCAUGUCUAAGGGAAGGUAGCGGUGAGGAGAGUUAUGCAAGAUUCCUACGAUCAAUGGACCCUAAUGCUACAAGAGAACAGAGGCUAGAAGCACUUUCCAGAGCUAAGCAACAUAAUCUGGACGUGGCUAUAAUAGCUAAAGAGACAGUUAGAAUGAUUUUAUCGGAAGCUUUUGAUGACAUACCGUCUCUAUCAACUUCCGAACCUGACAUCACGUCAAUUUCAGUCGGAUUAUCAGAAGGAGAUGUACGACUUAUCAGAUCAAUAGAAUGGCUUACUAUGAUGCCUGAAACGUUGGGAGAGGCAUUAAUAAAAGCAAAUGACGUAGCGAGGUAUUUCUUAGCACUGGGCAAAGCCAACGCUGCUCAAUCACUCUUACGCACUCUCCCACCUUCAUUACUCGAAUUGCUUUCAUCCACAACGGAAGAUCCAGAAUGUCAUGUAUUGGAACAUCAAUCAUAUCUUCGAUUAUUCGGUAUAUUCGCUACCUAUGACCUAGUAUCAGAUAUGGAGAAUAGAAGACCAAAAGAUACAGCCACCAAAUUAGAAAAACAUAACUACCAAAAGUCACUGUUAGGAGCCAUAGAAAGAGUCUGGGAGAAAACGAAAGAGCUGAUUGAGGACGAUGAUCAAGAUGGUUGGCUGAGGUUCAGAGUUAGUAGAAAGGUUGAAAAUGGCCAACAACGCAAAUCAGAAUUAUCAUUGAUCCGACACACUUUCAUACCAGAUUUGAUCCUUCAGUUACACCAAUUAUUGAUCACACAAUCAAACACGUUUCCUGAAUUAGUUGAUAAAGCAUUAGAACUUAUCACUAUCGUGGCAGAAGAAGACAAUCACGUGUACGAAGAAUUCCUACCUCGUCGAACAUCAGGUGAAGGCAAAUUGAGUAUCUAUCUUGAGAAAAUAAGAGAAGUCGGAAUGAUCUCAUUGAGAAUGGGUAAAGGUGGUCUGUACGGGGUGAGGCUGUAA